Phlebotomus argentipes is the source of this 3314-nucleotide messenger RNA. It is a transcript of the gene Usp15-31, whose product is annotated as ubiquitin carboxyl-terminal hydrolase 31. Lineage: Eukaryota; Metazoa; Arthropoda; Insecta; Diptera; Psychodidae. Bases 77 to 3076 code for a protein of 999 amino acids. The record is from RefSeq and is a predicted model, not a curated record. The transcript is spliced from 6 exons. Gene Ontology annotation, molecular function: cysteine-type deubiquitinase activity. Gene Ontology annotation, biological process: protein deubiquitination.
AUUGAGGUGUUUUGCCGUGAAUUGGAGAGGAAUUUUCGUGAUUUGGGUGUGAUUUUGUGUGCAAAACCCGCGAGAAAUGUCACAAAGCAUCGCCCUAGAGUCCGUGAUAUGCGGCGUUGGUCACGAAAUGGUGAAAAACGAUGCGGAUAUGGCGGGUUACGGGGGCAAAAGCGAGGCUCCAUCGCAGGGCCACGAGCGCCCGGACAAGGCCACCAGUGGUAGGCUUCGGAGGGUGUUCUCGUUGUCUGGUCAACGGAAAUCCUUGCGCGUAGCCAUGCGGAAGUUCCCCCUGAUUGGUGGACAGCACCCAGCCACGUCGGACGAUGUGGAGAAGUGUCCGGACGUGGGCGAGAGGGAACCAUCUGGCGACAAGCGGAAGCUCUUCCGGACGUCUUCGGUGCGGAAAUUCAUCUCUCGAAUUGCUCAGCAGAUCACCUCAUUGAACAUCGCUGGGGUGAAACCCAGCGUGGGCGAUCGUGUUCCGCCCCUCGGUGGCUACCAGUGGCCUCCGGACCAGACGCCAGGCGUCACGGGGCUGAAGAACCAUGGCAACACAUGCUUCAUGAAUGCCGUUCUCCAAUGCCUCAGCCACACUGAUCUGCUGGCUGAGUAUUUCGUGCUGGAUCAGUACAAGGUGGACUUAAAGCGCCGCAAUAAGAUCAAUUCACGAAAGUUCGGUACCAAAGGUGAACUCACCGAGCAAUUGGCACUCAUUCUGAAGGCCCUGUGGACGUGUCGAUACAGUCCUCAUCACAGCACCAGCUUCAAGGCGGCCGUCGAUCGUCAUGGAUCGCAAUUUCGCAGUUCAACGCAACAUGAUGCCCAGGAGUUCCUCUUUUGGCUGCUGGACAAAGUGCACGAGGAUCUCAAUACGGCCACCAAGCGGAAAUACAAGGCCAUUAAGAACACAUAUGGGCGACCAGAUGAGAUAAUAGCCGCCGAGACGCUUGCCAAUCACAUUCGCUGCAACAAUUCCUUCGUGCAGGCCGUGUUCCAGGCUCAAUUUCGCUCCUCUCUCACAUGUCCACGAUGCCACAAGCAGAGCAACACCUUUGAUCCCUUUCACUGCAUUUCCGUGCAACUACCACAGAUUGUUCAGCAGAAUGUAAUUGUGACGGUGCUGUAUGCCACGCAGCAUCCGCGCCAGGUGAAGCUGGGUCUGGGCAUUCCACCGGGAUCACCCUUCGUGACACUGCGUGAGCAAUUGCAUCUGGACACGGGCAUUGCGUCGGAACGAAUGGUAUUGAUGGAAAUCAACGAGCAAGGCUUCUCGCGUGUCUUCUGUGACUCCGAUCCGAUCUCUGUGGUGGCGGACAGCGACAUGGUGUACUGUAUUGAGAUGCCAGAGGCGUCGGCAGCGGAGGAGAAGGAUGUCACGGUGUUGCUGUGUGCAGUGAAUGGCACAAGGAAGGCGGAUCAGAAGGAGGCGCAGCGCUUUGGAGCGCCUAUGUGUGUACGCGUGAAGAGAGAUAUCACGCACGUGGAGCUGCAGCGAGCGCUAAUUCGCGAGAUGCAGCCAGUACUGAAGGAUGGCAAUAUUGAGGGAGUGUUUAGGAUUCGCCUGCAGGAUCCUCUUGUGGAUCCAGACACGUACUUGGAGUCCACUGUGGAGCACCCACUGUUCACGGAGAACAUUGAACUGAUGCUGUCCGUGGUGCCGCCAGACACGGGUCCGGCCAAUGUGAGGCUGAUGCUGGAGUGGGAGACGCCAGAGGAACACUUCAGCGACAUGACGGAUCCGAUUGUGGAGCACGCGAGUGUUGCGCAAGUGAAAGAGAGAUCAUCGGAGUGUGCAAUGCUGACGCUGGAGCAGUGCCUCGAUCACUACACAAAAGCAGAGACGCUGAGUGCUGAGGAUGCCUGGCGAUGCCCUCACUGUCAAAAGUACUUGCCGGUGGUGAAGACGCUGGGCUUGUGGUCCUUGCCUGAUAUCCUUGUGAUUCACUUCAAAAGAUUCCGCCAGCAGCAGCUGAGAGAGCCACAAGCUGCCAAGCUGACUACUAUGGUGAAGUUCCCACUGAAUGGCUUUGAUAUGUCACCACAUCUGGCGAGAUCGCCCACCGAGAGUGGUUCCCUGGAUCCCAAUGACGGCGACAACUGGAGUCCGUGGAAGCUGAUGAAGCGCCGCGAUCAGAACAUCAAUGGCAGCCAAAAAGACACUAAAUACGAUCUCUAUGCUGUGUGCUAUCAUCAGGGUGAUACUCUCGAGACUGGCCACUACACGGCUGCCUGUCGGAAUCCCUACGAUCAGCAGUGGUAUAUGUUUGACGACCAGAAUGUGGCGCGUGUGAAUUCCGAGGCGAUCGAGGAGGAGAUCAUCAACAACGAGGCGUACAUAUUGUUUUAUCAGCGCAGAAAAAUCGAUCUGGCCGAGUGUUCAGGUGGCAGUUCAUCGUCAGGAGAUCACUGGGUGUCGCGCAUAACAGCCACAACGGCUCCGUCGACAGUGGCGGAGGAGAGCAAGAAGAUUGCGGAGAAAUCUGUGGAGUCUGCUGAGGUGAAGAAGCCAGUAGAAAGUGAAACUGUGAAGGAGGAGCAGAUGAAGCCACAGGAAAGUUCAGAGGAGAGCACAGUUUUGGUCACAGAGGCUGAAGUGACGGAAGAUGCUGAGAGGCAGGAAAUGGAUACUGUCCAGGAAGAGGCUAAGGACAUUGAGGAAAAGCCACUGGAGGAGCAGAAAGAGUCACCAGUACAGGAGGAUAGUGCUGCUGUGAAGAAGGAAGACUCCGUGGAGAGUUUGAAAGGUCUGGACGAUCCUGAUGUUGGCCUGGUGAAGGAGGAUGAGGAGAAAUUUUACAAUUCAGUUCCUGAGUCUCGAAUCAACUGGCUGAAAGCCUUCGAUGAUAAUUACGAGAGGCGGCGGAGCCUCAGUUCGACUGGAUUCCUCUCAUCGGCUGCCAAAUGUGACUCCCUGCGCAGGAGCACGGGUCCCUGCAGCAAGGACACACUUCUCUACAUUGAUCAACAGAGUCAUCCCGCCCUGGAAGACGAGGGCGCCAUCCUGGCCACCUCUCAUUCUCUCUGGAUCACCCCAGUCGCAUCCCACAAGCUCAUCAGCGUCUCCCCGAAGAACUAAGAGAUAAGGGUAAGCAAAUGUGUUUGUUCCCGAUAUGUUUAUUUCUCUAGCAUUACCAUUUUCUGCAUUAUUACUGGGAUAAAGAAGAAGAAGAAAAAAAAAUAGGGGGAUAAAAAGUGCGUGUAGAUGUUUCAUUGGAUGGGAAAAAAUUGCGUACUCCAUUGAUGGGUAUUAUUUUGAGAAACUUGAAGAAAAAAACAUAGAUGUUACAAUUGAAUGCAUAACUUGCACAGUAAUU